GUUAGCCUUUCUAAGAUCUCAUGGGUGGAAGGUGAACGUGAAAAAGAGUUCCCUUAUUCCUCUCACAAGAGUUCCAUUCUUGGGAACUCUGAUAGAUUCGGUGGACAUGAAAAUUUUUCUGACAGAGCUCUUCAUUCCAUUCCUCAGCCGUCAGGGGCUCAGUGUAUGGAGGUAAUCGGACUUAUGGUAGCAGAAAUGGAUAUUGUUCCAUUUGCUCGCUUGCAUCUCUUGCAUCUAAGACCACUGCAACUAUGCAUGCUUAAACAGUGGAAUGGGGAUUAUGCAGAUUUUCCCCUCAGAUAAAUCUGGAUCAAAAGACCAGAGAUUCUCUUCUUUGGUGCCUGUCACAGGUUCACCUUUCCUGGGGAAUGUGUUUCCGCAGGCCAGCGUGGGUUAUAGUGACGACGGACGCCAGCCUACUGGGCUGGGGUGCAGUCUGGAAUUCCCUGAAAGCACAGGGUUUGUGGACUCAGGAGGAGGCCCUCCUACCAAUAAAUAUUCUGGAAUUAAGAGCGAUAUUCAAUGCUCUUCAGGCGUGGCCUCAGCUGGCUUUGGCCGGAUUCAUCAGAUUUCAGUCGGACAACAACACGACUGUAGCUUACAUCAAUCAUCAGGGGGGAUCAAGGAGUUCCUUGGCGAUGAUGGAAGUGUCCAGGAUAAUCCGAUGGGCAGAGACUCACUCUUGCCAUCUAUCAGCGAUCUAUAUCCCAGGGGUAGAGAACUGGGAGGCAGAUUUUUUAAGUCGUCAGACAUUUCAUCCGGGGGAGUGGGAGCUCCAUCCGGAGGUGUUUGCUCAACUGGUACGGCUAUGGGGCACACCAGAAUUGGAUCUGAUGGCGUCUUGUCAGAACGCCAAACUUCCUUGUUACGGAUCCAGGUCCAGGGAUCCUCAGGCAGUACUGAUAGGUGCUCUAGCAGUACCCUGGUCGUUCAACCUGGCUUAUGUGUUUCCACCUUUCCCUCUCCUUCCACGUCUGAUUGCCAGAAUCAAACAGGAGAGAGCUUCGGUGGUUUUGAUAGCGCCUGCGUGACCACGCAGGAAUUGGUAUGCAGACCUAGUGGACAUGUCAUCUCUGCCACCGUGGACUCUGCCAUUGUGACAGGACCUUCUGUUUUAAGGUCCGUUCAAGCAUCCAAAUCUAAUUUCUCUGCAACUGACUGCUUGGAGAUUGAACGCUUGAUUUUAUCAAAGCGGGGUUUCUCUGAGUCGGUCAUUGAUUCAGGCUCGAAAGCCUGUCACCAGGAAAAUCUAUCAUAAGA
Molecule: messenger RNA, 1260 nt
Organism: Bombina bombina (fire-bellied toad)
Lineage: Eukaryota; Metazoa; Chordata; Amphibia; Anura; Bombinatoridae
Exons: 2
Coding region: 272-1258 (328 amino acids)
Source: RefSeq, a predicted model, not a curated record